Messenger RNA from Papilio polytes (common Mormon), 458 nucleotides. RefSeq names its product V-type proton ATPase subunit F (gene Vha14-1). The record is from RefSeq and is a predicted model, not a curated record. The transcript has 4 exons. NCBI's taxonomy places the organism in Eukaryota, Metazoa, Arthropoda, Insecta, Lepidoptera, Papilionidae. Gene Ontology annotation, cellular component: membrane; proton-transporting V-type ATPase, V1 domain. Gene Ontology annotation, biological process: proton transmembrane transport. The coding region runs from base 76 to 450 and encodes 124 amino acids. Gene Ontology annotation, molecular function: proton-transporting ATPase activity, rotational mechanism.
AAAGCAAUAGUCAGGUGAUGAGUUCUUGUGACAGCACAUAAAGAUCAAUAAAAUAAUUUAAAAAAAUCAUCUAAAAUGGCUUUACAGGCUGCAGUUAAGGGUAAACUUAUCAGCGUUAUUGGAGAUGAGGACACCUGUGUUGGUUUUCUCUUGGGAGGGAUCGGAGAAAUCAAUAAAAACAGACACCCAAACUUCAUGGUUGUGGACAAAAACACACCAGUCAGCGAGAUUGAGGAUUGCUUCAAGCGGUUUGUGAAGCGUGAUGAUAUAGACAUCAUCCUUAUCAACCAGAACAUUGCGGAGAUGAUCCGUCAUGUGAUUGAUUCGCACAAUGCACCCGUUCCAUCAGUACUGGAGAUUCCCUCCAAGGACCAUCCCUAUGAUGCCAGCAAGGACUCCAUCUUACGUCGUGCUAAGGGAAUGUUCAACCCAGAGGAUUUGGUACGCUAAAAAAAGUU